This is a messenger RNA of Odocoileus virginianus texanus, 6596 nucleotides long. It is a transcript of the gene BAZ1B, whose product is annotated as bromodomain adjacent to zinc finger domain 1B. Gene Ontology annotation, biological process: DNA damage response; chromatin remodeling. The record is from RefSeq and is a predicted model, not a curated record. Lineage: Eukaryota; Metazoa; Chordata; Mammalia; Artiodactyla; Cervidae. Gene Ontology annotation, molecular function: histone H2AXY142 kinase activity; histone binding. Gene Ontology annotation, cellular component: WICH complex.
CGCUGGCCGGGCGGGGGGGUGGAGGGGAAUCUCCCGCCAUUUUUCAAUAAUUUCCUCCGGUGCAGCUGAGGACGAGUCGUGACUGCCGAACGUGAGGACCCGUAGCGAAGGUUGGCCGGAGGCUUCGGGACGGCGCAGAAGUGUGCGAGGGAGUUCUCUGCCCGUGGGUCCCGUUCCAUGGCUCUAGCGCAGCGGCGCCAGCAGUGAAGGAGCCGAGUUCGCGCCGCCCUCUCACCCCUCCCCUCCCCCACCCCACCCCCGGGAGCCAGGCGCUCGCUCCGGGCCGCGGGGCCUAGUGUUGCGCCGCGGGUCCACUGAGGAGCCGUCGCCUUCCCCGCUGCCGCCGCCGCGAUGGCGCCGCUCCUGGGCCGCAAGCCCUUCCCCCUGGUGAAGCCGCUUCCCGGCGAAGAGCCGCUCUUCACGAUCGCGCACACUCAGGAGGCCUUCCGCACCCGGGAAGAGUAUGAAGCCCGCUUGGAAAGAUACAGUGAGCGCAUCUGGACGUGCAAGAGUACCGGGAGCAGUCAGCUCACACACAAGGAGGCCUGGGAGGAGGAACAGGAAGUUGCUGAACUUUUGAAGGAGGAGUUCCCCGCCUGGUAUGAGAAACUUGUCCUGGAAAUGGUUCACCAUAACACAGCCUCCUUAGAGAAGCUAGUGGAUACUGCUUGGUUGGAGAUCAUGACCAAAUACGCAGUGGGAGAAGAGUGUGACUUUGAGGUUGGGAAGGAAAAAAUGCUCAAAGUGAGGAUUGUUAAGAUUCAUCCUUUGGAGAAAGUAGAUGAAGAGGCCACUGAGAAGAAAUCUGAUGGCUCCUGUGACUCUCCCUCAAGCGACAAAGAGAAUUCUAGCCAAAUCGUUCAGGACCAUCAGAAGAAGGAGGCAAUUGGGAAAGAAGAGGAAGGAAGGAGAGAGAGUAUUAACGACAGAGCACGCAGAUCUCCACGAAAACUUCCUACUUCAUUAAAAAAAGGAGAGAGGAAAUGGGCUCCUCCAAAAUUUCUGCCUCACAAAUACGAUGUGAAGCUACAGAAUGAAGACAAGAUCAUCAGUAAUGUGCCAGCAGACAGCUUGAUUCGUACAGAACGCCCACCAAAUAAGGAGAUACUUCGAUACUUUAUACGGCACAAUGCGUUACGGGCUGGCACUGGUGAAAAUGCCCCUUGGGUGGUGGAAGAUGAGUUAGUGAAGAAAUACUCCUUGCCUAGCAAGUUCAGUGACUUUCUGCUUGAUCCAUACAAGUAUAUGACUCUCAACCCAUCUACUAAAAGGAAGAAUACUGGAUCUCCAGACAGGAAGCCCUCAAAGAAAUCCAAGACAGACAACUCGUCUCUCAGUUCACCACUAAAUCCUAAGUUAUGGUGUCACGUACACCUGAAGAAAUCCUUGAAUGGCUCGCCACUCAAAGUGAAGAACUCAAAGAAUUCCAAGUCUCCAGAGGAGCAUCUGGAGGAAGUGAUGAAGAUGAUGUCACCCAACAAGCUACAUGCCAACUUUCACAUUCCUAAGAAAGGCCCACCUGGCAAGAAGUCAGGGAAGAACAGUGACAAACCUUUGAAAGCCAAGGGCAGAGGCAAAGGCAUCUUGAACGGACAGAAAUCCACAGGGAAUUCCAAAUCUCCCAAGAAGGGCCUGAAGACCCCUAAAACCAAAAUGAAACAGAUGACUUUGUUGGACAUGGCCAAAGGCACUCAAAAGGUGACUCGAGCCCCGCGGAAUUCCGGGGGCACCCCCAGGUCCUCUAGCAAGCCUCACAAACACCUGCCUCCCGCUGCCCUGCACCUCAUCGCCUACUACAAGGAAAACAAAGACAGGGAGGACAAGAAGAGCGCGCUGUCCUGCGUGAUCUCCAAGACAGCUCGUCUCCUCUCCAGCGAAGACAGGGCGCGCCUCCCGGAAGAACUGCGGAGUCUCGUGCAGAAACGCUUUGAGCUCCUAGAGCACAAAAAGAGGUGGGCUUCUAUGUCCGAAGAGCAGCGCAAAGAAUAUCUGAAAAAGAAACGAGAGGAGCUGAAAGAGAAGUUGAAGGAGAAGGCGAAGGAGCGGAGAGAGAAAGAAAUGCUUGAGAGACUCGAGAAACAGAAGCGGUACGAGGACCAAGAGUUAACUGGCAAAACCCUUCCAGCAUUUAAAUUGGUAGAUACCCCCGAGGGGCUGCCCAACACACUCUUUGGGGACGUGGCCAUGGUGGUGGAGUUCUUGAGCUGUUACUCUGGGUUACUCCUACCAGAUGCCCAGUAUCCCAUCACUGCCGUGUCCCUCAUGGAAGCCUUGAGUGCAGAGAAGGGUGGCUUUUUAUACUUGAAUAGAGUAUUGGUCAUCCUCCUGCAGACCUUGUUACAAGAUGAAAUAGCAGAAGACUAUGGUGAACUGGGAAUGAAGCUGUCAGAAAUCCCUCUGACCCUGCAUUCUGUGUCAGAGCUGGUUCGGCUCUGCUUGCGCAAAUCUGAUGUUCAGGAAGAGAGCGAGGGCUCAGACGCAGACGACAAUAAAGACUCUGCGUCAUUCGAGGACAGUGAGGUCCAAGAUGAGUUCCUAGAAAAGCUGGAAACCUCUGAAUUUUUUGAACUCACAUCAGAAGAGAAACUGCAGAUCUUGACAGCCCUUUGCCACCGGAUUCUCAUGACAUACUCCGUGCAGGACCACAUGGAAACCAGGCAGCAGAUGUCUGCAGAGUUAUGGAAGGAACGGCUUGCUGUGUUGAAGGAAGAAAAUGAUAAGAAGAGAGCAGAGAAACAGAAACGGAAAGAAAUGGAAGCCCGGAAUAAAGAAAAUGGAAAAGAGGAGAAUGGGCUAGGCAAAGCUGACAGGAAAAAAGAAGUUGUGAAGUUUGAGCCCCAAGUAGAUAUGGAAGCUGAAGACAUGAUUAGUGCUGUGAAGAGCAGACGACUGCUUGCCAUUCAGGCUAAGAAGGAGCGAGAGAUUCAGGAGAGAGAAAUGAAAGUGAAACUGGAACGCGAAGCUGAAGAAGAACGAAUACGAAAGCACAAAGCGGCUGCUGAGAAGGCUUUCCAGGAAGGGAUUGCCAAGGCGAAACUGGUCAUGCGGAGGACUCCAAUUGGCACAGAUAGGAACCAUAACAGAUACUGGCUCUUCUCAGAUGAAGUUCCAGGUUUGUUCAUUGAGAAGGGCUGGGUCCACGACAGCAUCGCCUACCGAUUCAGCCAUCAGCGGAAAGACCACGCAGACUCUGCUGAUGAGGACUACUGUCCCCGGAGUAAGAAAGCAAACCUAGGCAAAAAUGUAAGCAUGAACACGCAACACGGCCCAGCAACAGAAAUUGCUGUCGAGACCACUAUACCCAAACAAGGACAGAAUCUAUGGUUUUUAUGUGAUAGUCAGAAGGAACUGGAUGAGUUGCUAAAUUGCCUUCACCCUCAGGGAAUAAGAGAAAGUCAGCUUAAAGAGAGACUAGAGAAGAGGUACCAGGACAUUAUUCAUUCUAUUCAUCUGGCCCGGAAGCCAAAUUUAGGUCUAAAAUCCUGUGAUGGCAACCAGGAGCUGUUAAACUUUCUUCGGAGUGAUCUCAUUGAAGUUGCAACAAGGUUACAGAAGGGAGGACUUGGUUAUGUGGAAGAAACCUCAGAAUUUGAAGCUCGGGUGAUCUCACUAGAGAAACUGAAGGAUUUUGGUGAAUGUGUGAUUGCCCUUCAAGCCAGUGUCAUAAAGAAGUUUCUCCAAGGCUUCAUGGCUCCCAAGCAGAAGAGAAGAAAACUCCAAAGUGAAGAUUCAGCCAAGACUGAAGAGGUGGAUGAAGAGAAAAAAAUGGCAGAGGAAGCAAAGGUUGCAUCUGCUCUGGAAAAGUGGAAGACAGCUAUCCGCGAGGCUCAGACUUUUUCCAGAAUGCAUGUUCUACUUGGGAUGCUUGAUGCCUGUAUCAAAUGGGAUAUGUCAGCUGAAAAUGCUCGAUGCAAAGUUUGUCGAAAGAAAGGUGAAGAUGACAAGCUGAUCUUAUGUGAUGAGUGUAAUAAAGCCUUCCACCUGUUCUGUCUGAGGCCGGCCCUCUAUGAAGUACCAGAUGGUGAGUGGCAGUGCCCAGCUUGCCAGCCUGCUACUGCCAGGCGCAACUCCCGUGGCAGGAAUUACACUGAAGAGUCUGCCUCUGAGGACAGCGAAGAUGACGAGAGCAGUGAAGAGGAGGAGGAGGAGGAGGAGGAGGAGGAUUAUGAGGUGGCUGGUUUGCGACUGAGACCACGCAGGACUGUUCGGGGCAAGCAGGGUGUCAUCCCCCCUACAGCGCGGCCCGGCCGACGGCCAGGCAAGAAGCCGCAUCCCACCAGGAGGGCUCGGCCGAAGGCUCCACCUGCGGACGACAUGGAGGUGGACGAGCUGGUACUUCAGACCAAACGGAGCUCCCGGAGGCAAAGCCUGGAACUGCAGAAGUGUGAAGAGAUCCUCCACAAGAUAGUGAAAUACCGCUUCAGCUGGCCCUUCAGGGAGCCCGUGACCAGAGAUGAGGCUGAGGACUACUAUGACAUCAUUACCCACCCCAUGGACUUCCAGACAAUGCAGAGCAAAUGUUCCUGUGGGGGCUACCGCUCUGUGCAGGAGUUUCUUGCUGACAUGAAGCAAGUGUUUACCAAUGCUGAGCUUUACAACUGCCGGGGCAGCCACGUGCUGAGCUGCAUGGUGAAGACGGAACAGUGUCUGGUGGCUCUGUUGCAUAAACACCUUCCUGGCCACCCGUAUGUCCGUAGGAAACGCAAGAAGUUUCCCGACCGGCUUGCUGAAGAUGAGGGGGACAGUGAGCCAGAGCCCAUUGGACAGUCCAGGGGACGAAGACAGAAGAAGUAGAGAGGCAGGGCCCUGGUAAGGGAGCUGAGGUCGGGGGGGACUCGAGGGAAAGAGCGAGGGAGGGGGGAGGGAGGAGAGAGAGGAAGCUGGAGAAGAACGUGGACGGGAGGAGGUCACAGGGAGCCCGGGAAUGCCUGUCACCCGAGCUCGCACGCAUCUCCAGAACUCUCCGUGGGCCUUAAUCAAGCAGCGCACUUUGGAGAGCCUCUUGCUGGGUCGGUGGUCUUUGUCCAGAAAUGCUGUGGGGAGAGGUGGCCUUAAUCCCCCUUCAUGAGGGUUUCCAGGAGGAGUCCAAGUCUUUUCUUGUGAACCCAGUUCCUUUUCUUUCUUCUUUGCUAAGGUCCCUCCCACUUUGGCCGCCACAGCAGUGCCAAGCCCUCUGGUCUCCAGGGGAGGGAUUACUCUGUUACGUAGAAGGAUGAAGGGUAAUCAGGCCAACUGGGGAGGUAGUCUCGAUUUUUUAAAUCUAUAUUUAUACACAGUCCUGUUUCUUCGAGCCCGAGCUGUGUCUCUCCGUCCCGCUCUCCCGCCCUCUCAGCUGACAGUAUCAGUGAGUGCCAUACAGAGUUCUGUUUUCACCAGCAUCAUGAGACAGUUGUGGUCUGUUGAGUUGAUCUUGGCAGAGUAAAGGGACAUGUCCUACAGCCAUUCCUGAGUACCCCUCCCCUUCUUUGUGACAGCUCUGUCCCUGCCCCUGGCCCCCUGAAACAAAACCUAAGGCACUUCACUCAGAGCCUGGAGCCCUGCUUGUAACCAUGUGUAUAACCUUUCCUUUGAUGGGUCUGGCAGAGGGGUGUUGGAGCCCAGCCCACCCACACACCAGACAAGCUCUUAGGGGAGCAGAAGAAAAGCAGGAAGAAUUUAAAUGUUUAAUUUUUUUUAAAUUGACUUUUCUAGUUAUUAAAGGUUGCUUGUUUUAGCAGUGAUAUUGUAUAAAGAACAUCUUGUAAAAAGAUCUCUGUCAUCUCGCUUUGGCACAUGUACAGUACGGUUUCUAUGAUAACGUGUUUGCUUUCCUUUGCCCGGUCUCUUCCCUCAGCCUGUCCUCUCUCCUCUAGAGCAGGUGGGCUGGGGCUCGUCGGGGCCGGCGGUGGGGACCACCUGCUCGUGGACAGUCCCUCUGCCGCCCUGGCAGCCGCUUCCGCCGCCUCCGUGUGCAGCGCCCGUGCCACGCUCCUCUGGCCUCAGGGUUCGACCUGAGAACCCGAAUCUCAGCGCCAUGUCGGGCUUGGGGGCGGAGGGCAGUGGGGGCUCUGUGGCCCUUCCCACAGUGAAUCUCGCGCUAGUCGUCAGGUUCAGGCCACCUUUGUAGUCUUCUUUCCCUUUUAUGGCAGAUUUUGAUAAAAAACGCAGAACAGGGUUUAAUUUUCUUUUCUGUCAACUUUGAAUUUGGAAAACGUGAGCACCUAAGCGCUUCGGGACCGAUUCAAAUGAAGGGAAAAGAAGUCCACCAAGGGGACUGCAGCUCGCGGAACUAAAGCCUGUUAAAGUGAAACGUCCAGGUGUGGUCCCCUUGCCUGGGCCACCUCGGGGUUUGCCCCAAGGGCUGCCGGUUGGGCUCCCCCGGGCUGGGAGGCAGCACUGACGUUGCAGCAUCACAGCCCCGCGCCAGCACCUUCCUGCCUCUCGCCCUAGAGCCAGUCUGUUUGUUCACAGUGAGAAUUCUGUGUUCCCACUUCAGUGACACCUCAGUUACUUGUUGUUUUUUAAAGUGUCUUUAAGGAGGAAGGGCCCCAUUAAAGGGUAAACUUGUAAUAAAUUGGGCUUUCAAAUAAACAUUAUGUACUUGUGUUUAUAAAGAA